Messenger RNA from Diachasmimorpha longicaudata, 2171 nucleotides. RefSeq names its product ATP-binding cassette sub-family F member 1. Gene Ontology annotation, molecular function: ATP binding; ATP hydrolysis activity. Lineage: Eukaryota; Metazoa; Arthropoda; Insecta; Hymenoptera; Braconidae. The record is from RefSeq and is a predicted model, not a curated record. Bases 99 to 1991 code for a protein of 630 amino acids. The transcript has 4 exons.
CAUGCGACAAAUUGCACGAGGGCCCUGUUGGAAGAACACCACCAGUUCCUCAGAGUUCCUGAAUUACCACCUUGGAGAUUUGUGGACAAAUACUAAAAAUGUCAGACAACAGAGACAUUACGAAGGAGGUUUCUAACCUGGAGAUCGAGGAUACAAGCAAAAAGUUGACCCACAAGGAGAAGAAGAAACUCAAGAAGCAGCUGGAGUAUGAGAGGACCAUGGAAAUGAUGACCAAGACUGGGGGCCAGGGACACAGUGAGUUGGAGUCGAAUUUCACAGUUUCUCAGAGUCAGACACAGGCACGAGGUCAGCAUACGUUGGACAAUGCUGUUGACAUUAAGAUCGAGAACUUCAGCAUCGCUGCCAAAGGAAAGGAGCUGUUCACAAACGCCAGCCUACUUAUUGCCCAGGGGAGAAGAUACGGUCUUGUUGGACCCAAUGGGCAUGGAAAAACCACCCUCCUUCGUCACAUAGAGAAAAGAGCCUUCAACAUUCCCCCAAGUAUCGACAUUUUGUACUGCGAGCAGGAGGUGGUGGCUGAUGACACCUCAGCAGUGGAGGUAGUCCUGAAAGCUGACGUGAAAUGCAUAGCUCUCCAGGAAAAAUGUAAAAAAUUGGAGGAAGAAUCUGAGAAAUCAAGUAACGACGAAAUCCAAGCCCAGUUGCAGGAAGUCUACGAGGAGCUGAAAGCUAUAGGUGCUGAUUCAGCUGAGCCAAGAGCCCGAAGGAUACUGGCUGGUCUGGGCUUCAGCAGAUCAAUGCAAGAUCGUGCCACCAAAAAUUUCUCUGGUGGUUGGAGAAUGAGAGUAUCCCUGGCUCGUGCUCUCUUCCUUGAGCCCACUCUCCUUCUUCUUGACGAGCCAACGAACCACUUGGACCUUAACGCUGUCAUCUGGCUGGACAACUACCUCCAAGGCUGGAAGAAAACCCUGCUGAUAGUCUCUCACGACCAGAGUUUCUUGGACAAUGUCUGCACAGAUGUCAUUCACUUGGACCAGCAGAAGCUGUUCUACUACAAGGGAAACUACAGUAUGUUCAAGAAGAUGUACGAGCAGAAGAAAAAGGAAAUGAUGAAGGCUUACGAAAAGCAGGAGAAGAGGAUAAAAGAUAUGAAGGCCUCGGGACAGAGUAAAAAGACUGCUGAGAAGAAGCAGAAAGAGGCACUCACCAGGAAGCAGGAGAAAAAUCGUACGAAAAUGCAGAAGGCUGAGGAGGACAACGGACCCCAGGAAUUGCUACAAAAACCUAGAGAGUAUAUCGUGAAAUUUAGCUUCCCAGAUCCACCGCCACUCCAGCCUCCAAUUCUUGGUCUACACAAUGUGACAUUUAGCUACGAAGGCCAAAAGCCACUGUUCAUAGACGUAGAUUUUGGUAUUGAUUUAAACUCACGUGUUGCUAUUGUGGGGCCUAAUGGAGUAGGAAAGUCAACAUUUUUGAAGCUUCUUCUUGGAGAAUUGACCCCUCUGAAAGGGGAUUUAAUUAAAAAUUCUCGUUUGAGAAUUGGAAGAUUCGAUCAGCAUUCGGGUGAGCACUUGACAGCGGAGGAGACUCCCUCCGAGUAUUUGAUGCGCCUGUUCGAUUUGCAGUACGAAAAGGCACGAAAGCAACUGGGCACGUUUGGUCUGAGCUCUCACGCGCACACGAUUAAAAUGAAGGACUUGUCUGGUGGACAGAAGGCUCGGGUGGCCCUGGCUGAGCUAUGCCUGAACGCCCCGGACGUCGUAAUCCUUGACGAGCCAACCAAUAACCUCGAUAUCGAAUCCAUCGACGCCCUUGCAGAGGCGAUCAAUGCGUAUAAGGGAGGCGUCAUCAUCGUCUCUCACGACGAAAGGCUCAUCAGGGAUACUGACUGCUGUCUGUAUGUCAUCGAAAACCAAGUAAUUAAUGAAAUUGACGGCGACUUCGACGACUACAGGAAAGAACUGUUGGAGAGCCUUGGGGAGGUCGUCAACAACCCCAGUCUUGCUGCCAAUGCUGCUGUCCUUCAAUGACCUAUCCCAGUGAAUUUCUAGGAGAUAAGGCUCAUUUGGAGAGCCGUUGCGAGACGAAUUAGGAGAAAGAAAUUUUUGUACAGUCAGGAGUGUUGGACUUUUAUUAGAAUGCAUUUAUGGAAUGAGUGUUAGUGUUUCUUCCAUUGAGGGAAUGCUCAUUAAACCAGUUUAUAUUGACUA